GCCAAAGCUCAUCCCAGGACUCGCUCGCGCCUGUGUGGGUCACUUGUGGCCUCACACGCUUGUUUCUCGGUCUCAUGGCGGGUCUGACUUUAUUCGUGGGCCGUCUCCCGCCCUCGGCUCGCAGCGAUCAGCUGGAAGAGCUGUUCAGUCAGGUGGGUCCGGUGAAGCAGUGCUUCGUGGUGACAGAGAAAGGGAGUAAGGCAUGCCGAGGCUUUGGCUACGUGACUUUCUCCAUGCUGGAAGAUGUUCAGAGGGCCCUCAAGGAGAUUACUACCUUUGAAGGUUGCAAGAUCAAUGUGACUGUUGCCAAGAAAAAACUGAAGAACAAGUCCAAGGAAACGAGGAAAAAUGAAAAUUCAGAGUCCCCAAAGAAGGAGCCAAAGCACAAAAAAGCCAAGGUGGCAGACAAGAAAGCCAGAUUAAUUAUCCGGAACCUCAGCUUUAAGUGUUCAGAAGAUGACUUGAAAGCAGUAUUUACUCACUAUGGCACUGUUCUGGAAGUGAAUAUCCCAAGAAAGCCAGAUGGAAAGAUGCGUGGUUUUGCUUUUAUUCAGUUCAAAAACCUCCUUGAAGCAGGAAAAGCUCUCAAAGGCGCAAAUAUGAAAGACAUAAAAGGACGGACUGUGGCUGUGGAUUGGGCUGUGGCAAAGGACAAAUACAAAGAUGCCCAGCAUGCUUCUGCUCCAGGUGGAAAGAAGAAGCCUAAGGAAUCAGGUAAGAAGAACUGCAGGGUGGAAGAGCAAGUAGAAGAUGAUGAUGAUGGUGAAGAUGAAGAAGAUAACCAUGACGAUGAAGAGGGAAGUAGAAACUCAACAGUAGCUGCUCCUUUGAGCGUGCACAAGAGAGCAGUCAAGAGAGCAGCUCCCGAGGAAAGCACCGAAGAAUACGACUCUCACGAGGACAGUGACCUGGAGGAAGAAGACAGCUCCUAUGACGAGGGGACCGUGGGCAGUGAGAGCAGUGCCGAAGAACAAGAGGAUGAAGAUGUUCCAGUCUCGAAGAAAAAGAAGAGGAAGUUACCCUCUGAUGUGACUGAAGGGAAAACUGUUUUCAUCAGAAAUCUUUCAUUUGACUCAGAAGAAGAAGCACUUGGGGAGGUCCUCCAGCAAUUUGGUGAUCUUAAGUAUGUCCGAAUUGUCUUACAUCCAGACACAGAGCAUUCUAAAGGCUGUGCUUUUGCACAAUUCAUGACUCAGGAAGCAGCUCAGAAAUGUCUUGCAGCGGCCUCUCCAGAGGCUGAGGGUGGUGGGCUUAAACUGGACGGCCGGCAGCUCAAGGUCGACUUGGCUGUGACCCGUGAUGAGGCAGCAAAGCUUCAGACAAAGAAGGUGAAGAAGCCAACCGGAACCCGGAACCUCUAUCUGGCCCGAGAAGGCUUGAUCCGAGCUGGGACGAAGGCUGCUGAGGGUGUGAGUGCCGCAGAUAUGGCCAAGCGCGAGCGGUUCGAGCUACUGAAACAUCAGAAACUCAAGAACCAGAAUAUCUUUGUCUCCCAGACCCGGCUUUGCCUGCACAAUCUCCCAAAGGCUGUGGACGAUAAACAACUAAGGAAGCUGCUGCUGGAGGCCACUCGAGGAGAGAAGGGGGUUCGCAUUAAAGAGUGUAGAGUGAUGCGGGACCUUAAAGCAGCCGGUGAGAAAGCGAAGGGGCAGUCCCUGGGCUAUGCCUUUGCAGAGUUCCAAAAGCAUGAGCACGCCCUUAGAGCCCUCCGCCACUUCAACAACAACCCAGAGAUCUUUGGGUCCCAAAAGAGACCGAUAGUGGAGUUCUCUUUAGAAGAUCGAAGAAAACUUAAAGUAAAGGAGCUGAGAAUCCAACGCAGCCUGCAAAAAAUGGGAUCCAAGCCUGUAACCAAUAAGCCCCAAAAGGAGCAAAAAGAACUUGGAAAAGACAAGCAGCAGAAAGCAGCUCAGAGCACCACACAGGAUCAAAGUAAGGUGCCUGGAGAGCAGAAAAGGAGGGCCAGCUCCUCCUCGUGGACAGGGUUCCAGACCAAGGCCGAAGUGGAACAGGUGGAGCUGCCUGACGGGAAGAAGAGAAGAAAGGUCCUGGCACUCCCUUCACACCGAGGCCCCAAAAUUAGGCUGCGGGACAAAGGCAAAGUGAAGUCCCUUCCUUCUAGGAAGCCAAAGCCCCAGAUGGGCCAGCGGAAGCAGAAGCAGCAGCAGUUAGCUUCUUCCCUGCAGGCACCUAAGAGGAAAGCUAAGGAAGAUAAGGCAGAAGCCCGCUUCAACCAGCUGGUGGAACAGUAUAAGCAGAAGUUGUUGGGCCCUUCUAAGGGAGCGCCCCUCAUGAAGAGAAGCAAAUGGUUUGAUAGCUGAUGGCACCUGCAGACUGCACGAAAGCCGUGUCUUUCCCUGAGGGAAAGAGGAUCCCAGAUGAUACCCGCUUUCUUGGGGACUCUGUAGCUUGUGUACAUUCUUGGUCCGUUCUCCAGUGUGGUGUUGGUUAGCUACACAGAAACACCUGAAAAACACCAUGGAGUUUUUAUAACUUACCCAUCUCAGUGAUGAAUCUGUGCAUGUAAUUGCAGCUUAUUUCUAAUCUCUCCUCAAAUGGAAACUUGUAAAAAAGUGUUUCAGAGUACUGAAUUUUAAAGAUGCAUAUUUUGUUAUGGAGUCUGUAAGUGAGGAAUUGUGACUUUUUGGAUAUGUCUCAUUUUUAAUAUACACAAAUAUAUUAUUUAUGAGUUUUUCCUAAAUGAA
This is a messenger RNA of Grammomys surdaster, 2705 nucleotides long. It is a transcript of the gene Rbm28, whose product is annotated as RNA binding motif protein 28. NCBI's taxonomy places the organism in Eukaryota, Metazoa, Chordata, Mammalia, Rodentia, Muridae. The transcript is spliced from 19 exons. The record is from RefSeq and is a predicted model, not a curated record. Bases 75 to 2321 code for a protein of 748 amino acids. Gene Ontology annotation, molecular function: RNA binding.